CACACAUUGUAAGAUAUUGGAGUAUAUAUUUAUAGAUAACACUAUCAAACUAUCUUCAACAAAAACCACACAAAUGAUGCUACAAGUACAAAAUAAUUAUACAAAAACGUGUGUAAAUUAAUUUAAAAAUCCAAAUCGUCCACAAAAAAUAAAAACUUACUUUCAUUGUGUAGUACGUAGACUGUAGUGCAUAGUAUUUGUUUCGACUAUAAAUAUAGCUCGAAAUAAUAAGUUUAAGCAAAGCAAACCAAAAGGGAGGCAUAUCAUAAAAACAAUUUAAAAAAGCUAAGUAUGAAUAAAAAGUUGAUAAUUAGUACUAUAAUUAGCAUUUUAAUUAGUUUAAGCAAUGUGGUUAAUGGUGAUAGUUUUACAAGCUCUUACGUGAGGCUCGAUCCUCCUUCCACUGAUAUUCCUCUUGAUAGUGAGUUCUUUGCUGCUCCUGAAGCCUACAAUGCUCCACAACAGGUGCACAUUACUCAAGGAGACUACGAUGGAAAGGCAGUUAUAAUAUCGUGGGUGACACCUUAUUUACAUGGGUCACACACAGUGUACUAUGGAACAACAAAGGGUAAAUAUACCUCCAAAGCAAAGGCAACCAAUACAAGCUAUAGCUUCAAUGUCUACAAAUCUGGACAAAUUUACCAUUGUCUUGUUGAUGGUUUGGAGUAUAACACCAAAUACUACUAUCGAAUUGGAAGUGGUCCUUCUAAUCGCGAAUUUUGGUUCCAAACACCUCCAGAGGUUGGUCCGGACUCCCCAUACACAUUUGGAUUAAUCGGUGAUUUAGGGCAAACAAUGAACUCACUUUCCACCUUGCAACAUUACAUGAAAGGUGAAGGGCAAACUGUGUUGUUUGUGGGAGAUCUUACUUAUGCGGAUAGGCAUAUCGAUGAGGCUCCACACGAGGGUGGCUUGAGAUGGGAUACUUGGGGCCGUCUUGUUGAGCCAAGCACCGCUUAUCAACCCUGGAUUUGGACUUGUGGAAAUCAUGACAUUGACUACUUUCCUAAAUUGGGCCUGCUUGGGGAAUUCAUGCAAUUUAGAGAAAGAUACCCUUCACCAUACAAGGCUUCUGAGAGCACAAGUCCUCUUUGGUAUGCAAUCAGGCGUGGUCCGGCUCACGUUAUCGUGCUCGCUAGCUACUCUGGUUUCGUAAAAUACACGGCUCAGUAUCGGUGGCUAGACAAUGAGCUGAAAAAAGUUGACAGGAAGAAGACACCAUGGUUAAUAGUAAUAAUGCACGUUCCACUCUACAACUCUAAUACCGCUCAUUACAUGGAGGGGGAAAGCAUGAGAUCUGUCUUCGAGCAAUGGUUCGUAGACUACAAAGUCGACGUCGUUUUUGCUGGCCAUGUUCAUUCUUAUGAGAGAUCGCAUAGAGUCUCAAAUUUGAAGUACAACAUAUCAAAUGGUGCAUGUAGUCCCGUGUUGGACGAAUCGGCUCCUUUUUACGUAACUAUUGGAGAUGGUGGAAAUUCUGAAGGAAUUGCGGGAGAGUAUAUAUCUCCCCAGCCUCAUUAUUCAGCAUUUCGUGAACCAAGUUUUGGGCAUGCCAUAUUGGAUAUCAAGAACAAAACUCAUGCUUACUAUUAUUGGCAUCGUAACCAGGAUGGCAACAAAGUUACUGCGGAUUCUUUUGUGUUGCACAAUCAAUAUUGGACAAACUACGUUUAAUGUGAUGGAUCCCGGAGAGGUGAUUUUCAUUAGUCAAUAAGGUCUCUAGAAGACUUGUGAAUUUAUGAUAGUUUCUUUAAGAGCGUUAUCCUGAGAUCGACCUGAGUUAUUUGGUAUUGUAUUAUAUUGUAAUUCGUAUUACUUACGUUCAGACUGGGUUUGUUUUUAAUUUCUACAUCUGUACCUUUUACGCUUAUUAUUUGCACGGGCUUCAAUGUAAUGCAAUAUUUAACCACUUAUAUAAA
Messenger RNA from Spinacia oleracea (spinach), 1919 nucleotides. RefSeq names its product bifunctional purple acid phosphatase 26-like. The transcript has 9 exons. Gene Ontology annotation, molecular function: metal ion binding; acid phosphatase activity. Bases 292 to 1674 code for a protein of 460 amino acids. Lineage: Eukaryota; Viridiplantae; Streptophyta; Magnoliopsida; Caryophyllales; Amaranthaceae. The record is from RefSeq and is a predicted model, not a curated record.